Molecule: messenger RNA, 2122 nt
Organism: Strongylocentrotus purpuratus (purple sea urchin)
Lineage: Eukaryota; Metazoa; Echinodermata; Echinoidea; Camarodonta; Strongylocentrotidae
Product: hyalin-like
Exons: 6
Coding region: 56-793 (245 amino acids)
Source: RefSeq, a predicted model, not a curated record
AUCCAGGAAAGGAUGGCACCCGACCAUCCUUCCUCAACUGGCCAACAACAUCGACAUGACCGUCCCCUUCGGUAGCAGCCCAACUACCGUCAGCUGGACCGAGCCCCUUGGUGUAGCCAGCGUUGCGGCCUCACAGAGCUCUGGAUCUUUCUUUGUCGUGGAAUACACUUACAUGGUGUACACCGCCACAGACCCAAGCGGCAACUUCGAAAGCUGCUCUUUUUCUGUCACCGUCACAGGAACGAUUCAUCCAGGAACGGAUGGCACCCGACCAUCCUUCCUCAACUGGCCAAGCAACAUCGACGUGACCGUCCCCAUCGGUAGCAACCCAACUACCGUCAGCUGGACCGAGCCCCUUGGUGUAGCCAGCGUUGCGGCCUCACAGAGCUCUGGAUCUUUCUUUGUCGUGGAAUACACUUACAUGGUGUACACCGCCACAGACCCAAGCGGCAACUUCGAAAGCUGCUCUUUUUCUGUCACCGUCACAGGAACGAUUCAUCCAGGAACGGAUGGCACCCGACCAUCCUUCCUCAACUGGCCAAGCAACAUCGACGUGACCGUCCCCAUCGGUAGCAGCCCAACUACCGUCAGCUGGACCGAGCCCCUUGGUGUAGCCAGCGUUGCGGCCUCACAGAGCUCUGGAUCUUUCUUUGUCGUGGAAUACACUUACAUGGUGUACACCGCCACAGACCCAAGCGGCAACUUCGAAAGCUGCUCUUUUUAUGUCACCGUCACAGUGUGUAUUUUCAGUUGGUGCCAACCCUUGUUCCAGCAACCCAUGCGCUCCCAGUGAACAGUGCUUCUACAUCCCAUCCCGAUACCUGUGUAUCAAGAACGACAGGAGGAGGAGAGAAGCUGAGAUGCUCAACCUUAGCUAAUGGCGGUAUUUGUCUCCUAGACGAUGCCACAUCCCGGCCACCUGUGAAUGCCCUGUUGGAUACGCUGGUGUGCUCUGCGAGAUGGAUACAAUGCCUGCUGCAUGGCGAUUAUGCUCGUCGUCAUCCCUCUAUCUGGGUUGCUUUGUUGCAUCAUACCGCGCCUCGGCAUGGUUCGUUGACAUCGAAGCAAGAUAGAUGAAAUUCCAAUCCUUUAAUAAACACAACACUGCUCACAAGCUCAUUUAAAUCUAAUCUAAGCUUAUUGCAUUCAUGCCUUUGCUAGAAAGAUCCAUUGUGUAAUCCCAAUGGUAAGUUAUGAGAAUUGAAAUAUUAAGAUGUACAUGCGAGGACAAUAUAUAUAUUUCUAUGCAAAACAUGAAUUCAAAUGGCUGGUAAUUAGAUUUCUCAAAAGGAAAAAAUCUUGUGGCCAUUAGGCAAUGUUUGUUGAAGAAAGUCUUUCUAACCAUUAUGUAUUAAUUGUGCUACAAAUGUCUGUAAAUACUGUGUACACUUAACGGGAGAUUCUUAGUUGCAUAAUUUCAUGUUGAUGUAAGACGUAGUGAAAGGCCGAAACAUGGAGGAGGUGUUGUUUUCAAUGUGCUGCUUGGGUGUCAAUGCAAUUUUUGUUAACGUCUCCUGAAACUAUUUGUUAAUAUGUUAUGUUACUUUUCUGGGAUUACUCUAAGAAUAUUCUCUCCCUGUGAACACUUCUAAGCCUUUAGCCUUUCUCUCUGAAAUUCCUCUAGAAAUGCUGUGUUUGUAACAUUUUUGUCACGACAGAACUGAUCAUUUGUCAAUUUUUUUUCUUCAAACUAAUUGUUGACGGCUCAAACUUUAAUGCCAACUAAAAAAUAUGUUUAGGUUUUUUUGUUGGGAGGGAGUAAUGUUUGGAAGUAUUUGUGACUUUAUUUCGCUUCAGGUGUGCUUAUAAGCGAUGUUGUGGGGUUUGAAUCCUGACUAUCAUAUAUCAAACCUACUUUAUUCCACUCUCAAAGUAUUUUAAACACCAAAGCAUUUCAGAAAUGCCAAAUAUAUCAUGCUUUAUAUUGCAAUCACUUAUAUAUAUUGCAGAAUUUUUAUAUUGAAUUACAUCAAUUCUGUUUUUUUAUUUUCAAUUUUAUCUUUGUCAUAAAGUUUUUGCUGUUUAGAAUAUGAAUUCAUUUAGUGAAUUGUGUUUAGAUAUGAGUUUUUAAAAUAUCUCAAUUUAUAUAAUGAAAUAAAAAAUGGCCUGAUUGCACAAAUAA